CUGGAGAGGAAACUGAUAUUUUUAGAAUAACACCCUGUGUUCCAGGCGGUGUCUUCAACAUUUCACAGGAAUAAUGGCCUAAAUGUGUCUUCAAAAAGAUCUCCAGGUUCAUUCAGAGGAAGAUAAAAACUUUCACAUGUCAGAUAAGGACUCUGCUGGGUUGUUGACUGAUGGCGAGAUCAGAUUUCCGUCCUGCUGCCAUUUCUCAGAGAUGUAAUCAUGGGUGUAAAAUGUGAUCAUAAAAGUUUUCUGAGUUUGUGUGGCUGAAGCGCUUUUCCAGAUGGAGGCAGACCUGAGGCUGGAGUCAAGUUUGUGGGUCGGGAAUAAAAGAUACCGGGCGGUCCUGACAGGCUGGCAUUUCAACUGGACCGAGGUAGAUAAGAAGAAUCGCGACAAGAAAACAAUUUCAGUAUCUGUGGCAGAGGUGGUUGGAGUGGAGCAGGGCCGGGUGGAGAUCCUGCCCCAGAAGUCAGCUGAGGACACGGACAAAGAUUUCACAGUUUUCUAUGUAAAGCGCAUCAGCAGUGGGAGCUCUUGUGGGUUACUAUGGAGACUGGGCCGGACCCAGUUCAGCUGCCCCAGUCGGGUCCUCAGAGACCAGUGGACGAAACACCUGACAACUGCUCUCAAAACUCACAGUCCGUUGCGCCCGCACAGGCUUUUGGUGUUUAUAAACCCAUAUGGAGGGAAGAAGAAAGGAAGAAAGAUAUAUCAUUCUCUGGUUGCCCCUCUGUUUGAGCUGGCUGGUAUCAGCUCUCAUGUAAUAGUGACUGAGCGGGCAAACCAGGCCAGAGACCACCUCCUGAAGAAAGACCUGACAGGCUUUGACGGUGUGGUGUGUGUGGGUGGGGAUGGCAUGUUCAGCGAAAUACUUCACGGGUUGAUAGGGCGGACACAACAAGAGGCAGGCCUUUGUGAGAACGAUCCCGCUGUCACCUUACAGCCUUGUCCGCUUCAUAUUGGCAUCAUUCCUGCAGGCUCUACAGACUGUGUGUGUUACGCCACAGUGGGAGUGAUCGACCCAGUUACUUCUGCUUUGCACAUUAUCGUUGGAGACUCUCAGCCUUUGGAUGUGUGUUCAGUCCAUCAAGCUUCUGCUCUGGUGCGCUACUCAGUGUCUCUGUUGGGCUAUGGCUUCUAUGGGGACGUACUGGCUGAGAGUGAAAAACACCGCUGGAUGGGACCUCUCCGAUAUGACUAUUCAGGCACAAUGGUUUACCUGGCCAACAGAAGCUAUGCAGGCAUAGUUCAGUAUCUACCAGCAGACCCGGUGCUCUCCAGCCCUAGAGACAGAACACGCUGCCUCUCAGGGUGCAGUGUGUGCUCCAGAAGCACGGAAAGACUUUUCCCUCACUCAUCAGAUUCAGGCUCCCUGCACAGCUCCCACUUCAGCCAGUUCAGUAGUGACUCAGAAGGUGACUGGGUGACUGUGGAGGGCAGGUUCAGGUGUGUGUCUCUCACUUGUAUGUCCAGCUCGUGUCCCAAGAGUCCCCUGGGCCUCUCUCCCUCUGCUCACCUGGCAGACGGAACAGGGGACCUCAUCCUGGUAUGGGACACUCACCCGCUGGGAUUCCUCAAGUUCCUUUACAGGCACACAAGCACACAGGACCAGUUUGACCUGCCAUUUGUGGAGGUCCACCGCGUGAAGGCCGUCCGUUUCUCUCUCCCCUCUGGCAAAGAGGAGGAAGGGUAUGAAGAGAUUGGAGGGACAAGUGGUGGGAUAGAUGAUGAAGAGAGAGGCUACGUCGAGACCGUAAGCAGGAAUGGAUCCCAGCAGCAUCUGGCAGAGAGAGGCACAGGGCGAGAAAUGACAAACGAGCAGAAAACAGCAACCCCCUUCCUGUGUGGUCUGUGCUGCAGCAAAGCUCCAGCUGUGUCAGUGUGGAACUGUGAUGGAGAGAUUCUGCCUUUCACCGAGAUCCUCUGCAGGAUUCAUUGCCAGUUGGUGCGUCUGUAUGCCAGGGGCAUCGAGGACAGAGCUGCUGUGCACAAGAGCAGUGAGGAAAAUAACAAGUGUGAGAGGACAUCCUACUCAAACAGUCUCACCUAAAUUUUGGAUGAUGAGAGAAAAGUGUCGAUGGGAAUGUUUGCAAGGCAAAGCUAAUUUGUAAAUCUUCUGAGAGAAUAGCCAGCCAGCCUUGCAGUCUGUCAAGGCCAAAGAGUUCAUAAUAUUUCAGGCAAUUUUACAAGUUUUCUCAUUGCAAUGAUGGAAAAAACCCUAUUUAUUCUUAAAUGAGUGUGUUUGUUGAAUGCUGCUCCUUAAAAACGCUAUUAAAACUUGCUAAAUGAUACACUUCUCGGUAGUGCAGGUUUUUCUGCACAAAAACCUUGUAUACAGUGUUUGUAUGCAGUUUUUGGUCUGCAAAUGUUAUUUAUUUUCACUUUAGCUUCCAGAGAAAAAAAUCAUGGGGAAAGUAUCUUAAUGCAAUAAAAAGACUGUUCUGA
Siniperca chuatsi (mandarin fish) is the source of this 2445-nucleotide messenger RNA. Its product is annotated as ceramide kinase family protein. Gene Ontology annotation, molecular function: kinase activity. The transcript has 13 exons. NCBI's taxonomy places the organism in Eukaryota, Metazoa, Chordata, Actinopteri, Centrarchiformes, Sinipercidae. The record is from RefSeq and is a predicted model, not a curated record. The coding region runs from base 281 to 2050 and encodes 589 amino acids.